CCCCGCCAAUGUGAACAGUGCAGAAGCUGAAACUAAAAAUUCAUUUCUGAUUAAUUAUUUUUAAUUAUAUAAGCUGUCCAAAUAAAUGUGCUGAUUUUUACUGACCCCAUUCAUUCCAAAUCUAUACUUUCUUCUUUUUAUUUCUUUCAUCAUUUGCUGCUCAUAAACCCAGUAAAAAAAUAAAAAUAAAAUAAAAUAAAAAAAAACAGCUUUAAACCCCACAUUUUGAUCAGUCAUUUCUGGGUGAAUUUUUCUAAUUUAGACUUCUGGGCACAAUUUUCAACCAAAAUACUGAAUUGGGUUUUGUUUUAAUUGAGUUUUAAUCGAAAUUUAUACUUUAAAUUGAUAAUUUAAAUUUUGAUUGAUGAUGGGUUCAGCUUAGAUUGUUGAAUUUUGUUGUGAUUUUUUUUUGCGGCGGAAGAUGCGGGGGCGGCGGGCGGCCGAUUUCCGGCGCCCUGUUCGAAGAAGAAUUUCUAAUUGGAUCUGGGCACUUCUUGGAUUGUUCUUUUUUGCUGGGAUUAUUUUGUUUGUUGUUCAACAUAAUCAUCAUCAUGUUCAUCAGCCGACAGUGGAAAAGGAUGAUACAGUAGAGCCUAUUCGGGAGCGGUUGAAUUUUACGGACCAGUUAUUAAGUUUAAGUUCAGUUGCAAGGCAAUUAGCUGAUCAAAUGACCCUUGCCAAGGCUUAUGUGAUUAUUGCAAAAGAGCAUAACAACCUUCAGCUUGCUUGGGAGCUCAGCUCAAGGAUCAGAAGUUGCCAGCUUUUGCUUUCAAAAGCUGCUAUGAGAGGAGAGGCUAUAUCACUGGAUGAAGCAGAACCAAUAAUACAAAGCCUGUCGUCUCUGAUCUUCAAGUCGCAGGAUGCACACUAUGACCUAGCUACCACAAUAAUGACUAUGAAAUCUCACAUUCAAGCACUUGAGGAGCGUGCACAUGCAGCAACUGUUCAGAGCACAAUUUUCGGGCAGUUGGCAGCUGAAUCCUUACCUAAGACUCUCCAUUGCUUAAACAUCAAGCUGAUGGCUGAUUGGUUGAAGAAGCCACCUCUACAGUCACUAGCAGAGGAGAACAAGAAUUCUCCCCGUCUCGUGGACAACAAUCUGUACCAUUUCUGCAUAUUUUCCGAUAAUUUGCUUGGUGUGUCAGUGGUUGUCAACUCUACCAUCUCCAAUGCUGACCAUCCAAAGCAGCUUGUAUUCCACAUAGUUACAAAUGGUAUCACGUAUGGUGCUAUGCAGACUUGGUUUCUUAGUAAUGACUUCAAAGGUGCAACAAUAGAGGUUCAGAACAUUGAAGAGUUCACUUGGCUGAAUUCCUCUUACUCUCCUGUCUUCAAACAGCUGCUUGACCCUGAUUCUCAGGCCUACUACUUUGGUGGGUCACAAGAUUUCAGAGUUGAACCCAAGUUUCGGAACCCAAAAUACCUUUCGCUAUUAAACCACCUUCGGUUCUAUGUGCCUGACAUUUACCCCCAGCUGGAGAAAGUAGUUUUUCUCGAUGAUGAUGUGGUUGUCCAGAAGGAUCUGACCCCACUUUUCUCAUUGGACUUGCAUGGAAAUGUGAAUGGAGCUGUUGAAACUUGCCUUGAAGUAUUUCAUCGGUACUAUAAAUAUCUCAAUUUUUCCAACUCAAUAAUUAGCUCGAAAUUUGAUCCUCAGGCUUGUGGAUGGGCAUUUGGCAUGAAUGUUUUCGAUUUGAUUGCAUGGAAAAAAGCAAAUGUGACUACUCGUUAUCACUACUGGAUGGAGCAAAACUAUGACCGGUCAUUGUGGAAGCUAGGUACUCUCCCUCCUGGACUUCUCAGCUUCUAUGGAUUAACAGAGCCACUUGAUCGAAGAUGGCACGUACUUGGAUUAGGAUAUGAUCCAAACAUUGAUAACCGUCUAAUAGAGAGUGCAGCUGUUAUUCACUACAAUGGGAACAUGAAGCCGUGGCUAAAAUUGGCCAUUGGCCGGUAUAAACCUUUGUGGGAUCGAUAUGUGAACCAGAGCAGUACAUACCUUCAGGAGUGUGUCACAAGUUGAACAGCAAGCAUAGUUUUUUUUUUUUUUUUUUUUUUUUUUAAUUUUUAUCUUUGAAGUUUUGCUGGUAAUUUAUGCAGUCAUGAACGCCGGAGCCUGCGAUUCAACCGAUUGUAGAGUCAGAAAAGGAUUUUUGUCUUCAUUUAGGGAUCCUUUAUUGGUACACUUUAGUUCCUCAUAUUACAUAUGCAUUCUAAUAGAGGAAGUUGGUUUUACAGAUAUAAGGCCCCACAAAUUGUACUGGGAAAACAAUGGUGCUGGUUAUUCACUUUUGGCUGGUGGAUCUUAAUUUUUUGGCCUUUGAUACAGUUGUAGAUUCUUUUUUCAUUUUUGUAGCAAUGUGUAAUAAAUUCAUAGCAAUUUUGGAUUCAAUUGUACUUUUACUCUAAUAGAUGGUAUUCAUGGUAGCUAUUUUGUUCUA
Molecule: messenger RNA, 2441 nt
Organism: Chenopodium quinoa (quinoa)
Lineage: Eukaryota; Viridiplantae; Streptophyta; Magnoliopsida; Caryophyllales; Amaranthaceae
Product: probable galacturonosyltransferase 11
Exons: 2
Coding region: 422-2023 (533 amino acids)
Molecular function (GO): polygalacturonate 4-alpha-galacturonosyltransferase activity
Source: RefSeq, a predicted model, not a curated record